AUGGACUGUGAUAUGAAAAUUGACGAGAAGCAAACUAAAAAGGCAAAAAUAAGGCGUGUAGAUUAUGACACAUUACCUGAACAGAUUCCUAUUAAUAUCGAUGAAGUUACUGCUCUCGGUUGGGGAGCUAAGCAUAUAGAUGAUGACAACUUCGUAUCAGAGCGUCUGUCAUACUCACAUUUAAAUAUGUAUCAUAUCAAAGAUUGUCAGAGUUUAUAUACUGAGAAAUACGUGACGCUGAAAAAUUUUUGUGCCGGAUUCAUCUCAAAAGGCGGUGGAGCAUGCAAUAGAGACGUCGGUGGCCCUGGUAUUCUCGAUGGACUGCUAGUGGGUGUCAUCAGCUUUGGUUCGCCUGUUUGUGGCAUCCCUGACGCGCCCACUGUCUUCACCAAGCUCGGUUAUUACAGGAAUUGGAUCGAAACGGUUCUUGAAGAGGAUCAACCCUUAGGUGAUGAUGAAGACGUGGAAAAAGCAAAUCAAAUAUUAGCUCUCAUUCAGACUUAUUAUAAAGAAGACAGAAAAGAUUUAAACAAGCGUACUCCGACAGAAAGAACGGAAACUACAAACGACAAUAUAGACGAGGAAGAAGAAGAAUCAAAUAUUAUUAACACUGUUGUACAACUAACAUCACAUAUAGAAGUUCCGAAUUUCAUAAAAGAUUUAUACCGUAGCCUACCAACGAAAUUAAUAAAUCUAUUUGCUAAAAACCUCGAUCAAGACCUAGGAAUAUCAAAUGAUGAAACAAAAACAAAUGACAGAGCAAAAAGUAAUGUAGAUUCAAAGGAGACUUUAGAUUUGAUAUUCCUAGGUGAUACGACGGACAUUCCAAAAAAAUAUCAAAAGAUCUCUAAGAUUCGUACAAAUCAGUCGCAUGGAAAUGAGAAAAAAUCAAAGGAAGAAAGCUUUGUUAAAAAAGAAUCCCAUCAAGAUGUUUCGCGUAAUUACGAAAGUGAUUCAGAUAUAAAUUAUAAUAUAGAGAUUGGUAUGAGUAUUGCAAAUAAGUAA
This is a messenger RNA of Papilio polytes (common Mormon), 1005 nucleotides long. RefSeq lists its product as uncharacterized. Gene Ontology annotation, molecular function: serine-type endopeptidase activity. NCBI's taxonomy places the organism in Eukaryota, Metazoa, Arthropoda, Insecta, Lepidoptera, Papilionidae. The record is from RefSeq and is a predicted model, not a curated record. Gene Ontology annotation, biological process: proteolysis. Bases 1 to 1005 code for a protein of 334 amino acids. The transcript is spliced from 5 exons.